Molecule: messenger RNA, 2505 nt
Organism: Pectinophora gossypiella (pink bollworm)
Lineage: Eukaryota; Metazoa; Arthropoda; Insecta; Lepidoptera; Gelechiidae
Exons: 4
Coding region: 1-2301 (766 amino acids)
Source: RefSeq, a predicted model, not a curated record
AUGAAUGCAGCGGUGGCCGGCUGGCUUGCGGCGCCGGCGCACCACGCACACACUCGCCCAGGAAUUCCUUCAGGCCUUACAGUGCUGUUAUUGACGGCUGGUCUUUGCCCAUUCGCUCUUCUGGUUGCUGUUGCUUCAGUUCAGAUCACGGCAGAAGGACCUAAGAAAAAGAUCCGCAUACAUCUACCGCAAAAAGUGAAGCACAUACACCAUCAUAAGAAGAUUUACAUAACGAACCACCAAGCACCCUCACAGUAUGCGCCAGCCUUCUUACCAGGAGUGAAGGGUGCGGUGGCACUACCGUCGAACGUCGCGAGGCCGGCCGUGGCUAGCAUCGUACCCCUCAACUCAGUGGAGUUGUAUGACGAGACGCGGCCUCGCCUGCAGGGGGUAUCACCGGCUGCAUCUAAACUGUUACCACUGUAUCGCGCGCGCGGUCACUACGGACCCAAUCACUCGGAUUGGGACGAACAAGAGUACGACUUGUCGCCUCCGCCAGAGCCUACCGACAUUUAUGGACCAUCAGGGUACUCAGCACCAUCGGCGCCAGGACCUUCGAUUCAACCUACAUCGCCAACAAAGAAAAUAAAACUUGUGAAGGUGACCGACGCGCCUCGUAAAAAAGUUAUUCGGAAAGUAAAACCCAAACGCGUCAUAGUUAGAGGCAGACCGCAACCACCGGCGCAACCACUGUCAGAGGAUGAACAUCCGGUAUCAUCUUUCCAUGAACAAUUUUAUUCCGAUUUGGAAGAAGCUGGGACCAUCAGAAAAAUUAAGAAACCACCACGAAUUGAAAAGAUCAUCGACGGAGACACUGAACACAUUCACACUUAUAGUGAAGAACAUAUCCAUAAAGUAGUGUUUGAUGACGAACCUAAGGUGACCGGCGUUGUGGGAGUGGACCCCAUCGGCAGUAUGUCAGCCCUCAAUGCUGCGCACCCUCUGAUCCCUAUCAAGAACGCUCAGACGUUAGUAGCGAUUCCUACAGAUUCAUUUGCAGACUUGGCAGUGAUGGGUUCCAUGGGUACACCAUCUCAUCUUGAAUUCGCUUCUUAUAAUCCGCGUGAAGUAACUCAUGAUCACAUUUUCCAUGACCAUGGUGAAAUUCCACCUGGAGUGGAUAUAACUAAAGAGGGUUUAAGAUUGCCACCCAAAGUCACUUAUGACAAGCAUGGAUUGAGAAUCACUAACGAUCAUUCAAAACGACAUCAAGGUAAACGGUACGGUAAACCCACAAAACCUAACCACGAUUUUACUUAUUAUGAAAGUCUAUUCGCUACUCCUAAUCAGAGGCCAAAGAAGGUUCCGAAACCUACACACCCUACCCCAUAUUAUGAUGGGUCGUCAGAGUCGAAUAUAAAUAAUUUUAGACCUAUUCCAGCCUUUAGAUUUAAAGAUUCUAAAAGAAAAACAAAGGCACGCCACUAUGGAUAUAAACCUCUGCCUAACUUCCAACUUAAGCAAGCGAGUGUUCCAGCCCCAUUCGCCGUAUCGUCGACAAUCGUUCAUGAGUAUGAUCCGAAAAAUUACGGUGGGACUGGACCUGCUCCUACGGGAUUUUCGAAAUUUAGAGAUCCUUUGAUAGAUUUCAAAGAUAGUUACUCGAGUGAUUUUGAUUAUGAUACGUUUGCUUCGUCUUCCAAUAUCCAUACGUCCGAAGAUAAAACUGAUGGAAAGGGCAAAAAGUCCGUGUCAACACAAAAUAUAAGUUUCGGAGGGCAAGACCGUCAAACAUACGUAGAUCAUCUAGAAGGUUCGGCCUCUAAUAAUGCGGCUGUAUCUAUAAGUGACGAAGCACCGACUGCUCUCGAAGGCAGUUUCACAAAUUUUGAUCAAACGACAGAUUCGGCUACUCCAACGCCAUACACGAUAAAAGAAACUUCCCCUGCACAUCAGUACUACACGGCUAUGGCACUAAAGGCUCUGCAUAGUGAGCAACCUGAUGUGUCAAAUGAUGAUAUGCAGUAUGAGUCGCCGACCCCAUCGUCUGAUCCCACCGAGUCACCGGUUGCAACCACUACACCUAGUCAGACCCUUCACUUCUACAAGAUACAAAGUACAGACGCGAUACCUGAACCUGAGUAUAUUACAGAAACGAGAUUAGGCAAACGACGUAGAGAAAAAAAUAAAGGAGAGCAUAGGCAAAGGUACAAUGCUGUAUUUAAAGAGUUAGUAGCGGGAUAUCAGAACGGCGAACAACCGCCGCAUACGCAUGGACUGCGGCAAGCUGAGAAUAAAUAUUUCCGUACCACAGAUUCUUCCAGUGUCAGAGAGAGCCCCAAGUAUGGUGACAAAAUUUAACAAACAUGGACCUGAAUAUACUUAGUGCUAUUUAAGAUAGUUAUAGAUAUUCGUGAUCUUAGUUCUAUGUAUUUUUACACUUUAUACGUAGAGUGAGAUGGUGCCCAAAUUCUGUUGCUAUGUGAAUAUUUUUUUCUUUACCACUAUGUAUAGCUGUAAUAAUCUAGUCCGAUUAUCACCAGCUAUACAUAGAGCGCGCGACGA